Rhinocladiella mackenziei CBS 650.93 is the source of this 492-nucleotide messenger RNA. Its product is annotated as signal peptidase I. The record is from RefSeq and is a predicted model, not a curated record. The coding region runs from base 1 to 492 and encodes 163 amino acids. The transcript has a single exon. NCBI's taxonomy places the organism in Eukaryota, Fungi, Ascomycota, Eurotiomycetes, Chaetothyriales, Herpotrichiellaceae. Gene Ontology annotation, molecular function: serine-type endopeptidase activity. Gene Ontology annotation, cellular component: membrane; signal peptidase complex.
AUGCUCUUCUCGCUCCUCCGCCUGGUUACUCUCUCACGCACACCCCUUGUCACCGUCGUGUCCGGUAGCAUGGAGCCGGCAUUCCAACGUGGUGACCUCUUGAUUCUUUGGAACCGUUCAGAGAUCAGCGUCGGGGAUAUCCCCGUGGUGUGGUUCCAAGGAUAUCCGAUGCCCAUGGUGCAUCGGACCAUCAAGACCGUGGACGAGGCCGGAAUGGAAGAAACUGAAGGCCAAUUUUUGACCAAAGGCGACAAUAACCAAUUUGAUGAUUUGGAGCUGUAUCCUCCAGGCAGGGAGCUGGUGAGGAGAGGUGAAGUCGUCGGGAAUGUAGUUGGCUAUGUGCCAGCUAUCGGAUGGCCAGCAUUGUGGAUCAUGGACUUGAGAACUGGGCUUUCACGACGGCUACCGAUGUGGCAGCAAGCAAGUUGGGAUAGCGAGUUGAUUUGGAGAGAUGGUGAAGGAGAACCGGGGUCGGAUUUCUUGACGGCUUGA